Messenger RNA from Mesorhabditis belari, 1254 nucleotides. The record is from the annotation of a GenBank genome assembly. NCBI's taxonomy places the organism in Eukaryota, Metazoa, Nematoda, Chromadorea, Rhabditida, Rhabditidae.
AUGCUCAAGCGCUUGUGGGGGAUGAGCACUUUUCUCGUCAACGAAGCGCCCCGUUUGAAGCCGGUAAUCUUUGUGGCCGGAUGCACUGGGACGGGCAAAAGCGAUCUCGGCGUGGCAUUGAGUGAACGAUUCGGCGGAGAAGUGGUCAACUCAGAUAGCAUGCAAAUCUACAAGGGACUCGACAUUGCAACGAAUAAAAUCACUGAUGAGGAAGCAAAAGGUAUCGCUCAUCACCUCUUCUCUUUUGUCGAUCCAAACUCGUCAAGUGCUUUCGAGAAAGGAUUCACCGUGCACGACUACCGACAAAUGGCAUUAAAGUUGAUCGAUGAGAUACACGAAAGAAACGCUAUUCCGAUACUCGUCGGAGGGACAACGUAUUACAUCGAAAGUGUACUUUAUGAUGAAAAUUUUAUCGAGAAUCCUGGCACUUCGACAAUGGAAACUUUCGCCGAGAUGUCGAAUGAGGAAUUGCACAAACAUUUGGAGAAAAUCGAUCCGGUAUCUGCUUCGAAAGUUCAUCCGAAUAAUCGAUCACGAGUGCAACGAGCGAUCAACAUUUUUGCUGAGACGGGACUUCGAAAGAGUGAUCAUUUAUCAAAGCAAGUGACUCGACUACGGUUUAAAAAUUCUCUGUUCUUCUCAUUGGAUGCGGAUCCCAAAGUUUUGGAUAAACGAUUAGAUGAUCGAGUGAAGAAAAUGCAUGUGAAUGGAUUACGCGAAGAAGUCGAACAUUUCUAUGAAGCACACAAAGAGGUGAUCGAUUCAGGAAAAUACGGAGUGAUGCAAGCGAUUGGAUUAAAGGAAUUUCAGCCAUAUCUGCAAUUGAUCGAGAGAAGAGAUGAGAAUGGAGAUAAAAUGUUUACGAAAUGUUGCCUAGACGUACAAUUGCACACUCGCCAAUAUUCAAGAAAACAACGAUCUUGGGUGAGGAAUCGAUUGUUAUGGAGAAAAGACGAUAAAGAAUAUCCAUCGAUUCUGUGCAUUGAUACAUCAAAUCCAAAGACGUAUAUCGAUGCAUCGAUCGAGAAGAUGAAAGAAUGGCUGAAUGGGAAAGAUUACUUGCCGGAAUUGCCGAGUGAUUACGAAAGUCCGGAGAGUGGAGAGGAAUCGAAUCAAGUGUUGAGAUGUGACGAGUGUGAGGUGAUUAUACAUGGAAAGAGGCAUUUCGAGAAACAUGUACAAGGAAAACGGCAUCGAGGAGUGGUGGCAAAGAAGAGGAGAAAGAUCGAAAAGGAAGAGAUAGCACAAGUUUUG